Molecule: messenger RNA, 2625 nt
Organism: Scatophagus argus
Lineage: Eukaryota; Metazoa; Chordata; Actinopteri; Scatophagidae
Product: tyrosine-protein kinase ZAP-70
Exons: 13
Coding region: 203-2017 (604 amino acids)
Biological process (GO): cell differentiation; intracellular signal transduction; protein phosphorylation
Cellular component (GO): extrinsic component of cytoplasmic side of plasma membrane; cytoplasm
Molecular function (GO): signaling receptor binding; ATP binding; non-membrane spanning protein tyrosine kinase activity
Source: RefSeq, a predicted model, not a curated record
GAGGGAAUGAUCUAGAACCGAGAAGCACCUGCGCAACUGAAGAGCAAGAAGCUGGAGAAAGGAGGCUGUGAAGGCGGACUGCGACUUCCUGUUGUGGCUUCUGUCACCAGUUUGUCAACUGCAAGCUUCAUGCAGUGUUAAGUUUCUUUCCGCCACCUACAUCCAGACUCCAAGACAAAGUCCAGCUCUCCCGAGUCUCACCAUGUCCAACGAUCCGGCGGCCGAGCUGCCUUUUUACUAUGGCUGCAUCAGUCGCACAGAGGCCGAGCAGCAACUGAAGCUGGCUGGGAUGGUUGACGGGCUCUUCCUGUUGCGACAGUGUAUCCGCAGCCUGGGUGGCUACGUUCUGUCUAUUGUGUUCAACCUGGAGUUUCACCAUUAUUCCAUAGAGAAGCAGCUCAAUGGGACUUACUGCAUUAUCGGAGGGAAGCCUCACUGCGGGCCCGCAGAGCUCUGUGAGUUUUACAGCAAAGACCCUGACGGGCUGGUGUGCCUCCUGAGGAAACCCUGUCUGCGCUCCCCGGACACACCGAUACGAACCGGCGCGUUUGAUAACAUGAAAGACAACAUGCUGAGGGACUACGUGAGGCAGACCUGGAACCUGGAGGGAGAAGCCAUGGAGCAGGCCAUCAUCACUCAAGCCUCUCAGCUGGAGAAACUCAUCGCCACCACAGCCCACGAGAAGAUGCCCUGGUAUCACGGUAAAAUCCCCCGUCAGGAAGGCGAGAGACGUCUUUACUCCGGAGCACAACCGGAUGGAAAGUUCCUAGUGAGAGACAGAGAUGAGCCGGGCACUUUUGCUCUCUCCAUGAUGUACGGGAAAACAGUGUACCACUAUCGAAUACUUCAAGACAAAUCAGGGAAGUACUCCAUGCCAGAGGGAACAAAGUUUGACACAAUCUGGCAGCUGGUUGAGUACCUGAAGAUGAAGCCUGAUGGCCUGGUGGCUGUUCUCGGGGAAGCGUGUGUUCACGGCAAAGCUGCUGAAAAGACACCCAGCCUUCCUGCAACAAGGCGGGCCGGCACAAAUGGAUACACACCGCCACCUCGAGCUGUUGGAGCAGUCGGAGGGGCCUCGAUGCCGGUUACCACUGUGCCUGACACAGAGGCGGACUUCAACCCAUACCACAACCCCAAUGAAGUGAAGAAGUUUAACAUCCAGAGGAGUCAGCUGCUGAUUGACGAAGUGGAGCUUGGCUCUGGGAACUUUGGCUCGGUCAAGAAAGGAGUCCUCAAGACUGAUUCGGGCCAGAUCGAUGUGGCCAUCAAAGUGCUGAAGAGUGAGAACGAGAUGCUGGUGAAGGAAGAGAUGAUGAGGGAGGCAGAGAUCAUGCACCAGCUGAGUAACCGUUACAUCGUUCAAAUGCUGGGUCUGUGCAACGCUGAGAACCUGAUGCUGGUCAUGGAGAUGGCCUCUGCCGGACCCCUCAACAAAUUCCUCUCCACCAAUAAGGAUACUGUAGCUGUGGAGAACAUUGUCACCCUGAUGCAUCAGGUGUCGAUGGGAAUGAAGUAUCUGGAGGAGAAGAACUUUGUACACAGAGACUUAGCAGCACGUAACGUCCUGCUCGUCAACCAAACUUUCGCCAAAAUCAGUGACUUUGGGCUCUCCAAAGCCCUGGCAGCUGAUCACAACUAUUACAAGGCACGUACUGCAGGUAAAUGGCCUCUGAAGUGGUAUGCUCCAGAAUGUAUACACUUCCAUAAAUUCUCCAGCAAAAGUGAUGUAUGGAGUUAUGGUGUCACCAUGUGGGAAGCCUUUUCCUAUGGAGGGAAACCUUACAAGAAAAUGAAAGGACCAGAGGUGAUGCGCUUCAUUGACAGUGGGGAACGCAUGCAGUGUCCACCAGCUUGUCCAGAGGAAAUAUACACCCUGAUGAAAGAAUGCUGGACGUACAAGCAUGAGGAGCGUCCUGAUUUCAAGAAGGUUGAGGCGUCCAUGAGGUCCUACAUUUCUUCCAAGGCAGACAAGGACAAGCCUGAGGGAGCUGCAGCCGCUGAUGAGCCUGUCAAGUAGACAGAAACAAGGCACAUUCUGUCCCAGUGUUGCAACAAAGCAUCCUUUCAACUGGCCAUUAAACCACCAAAACAAAGAGCUUUUUAUGAACGGUGCACACUGACCAGCUUCGACUACAGUGACAAUACAGUUAAACAGGCCUCAGUGACAAUAAAUGUGCAUUUUUAAGUUGGCCUUCAGUAUGUCAGCCAUAUAAGGAGGACCUCUAUCUGUCUGUCUGUCUGUCACGGUUUGAAUGUUAAGUGUUGAUGUUGUUACUUUUAUGAACGAUCUAAUUUUAUAUUCUGGUAUUUUUAAAAACAGUGGAAGUAUAUGGUAAAUAUAUAAAUUGGUUUUUUUUUUUACUGCACCUGGCGCCACCUAUGAGUAGUUUAUUUCCUUUUUUGUGCCAAAUAAACUAUAAGUAGAAUGAAACUAAUUAAACUGUACACUUUAGUGUCAGUCUUUCAACAUUCCUGCUAAGUCAGUGAUUAAUGGCAACAUUUUAGUUUACUUGCAAGCAAAGUUAACUAAUCGGAAAAGGGGAAGUCAAUAAUUUCUAUUAACUGAUGUCACAUUUGAUGUUAUGAAUGUUUAUGAAAAUAAAAAAAGAUUAUAAAUGGGGUUCA